This is a messenger RNA of Moneuplotes crassus, 1926 nucleotides long. Lineage: Eukaryota; Ciliophora; Spirotrichea; Euplotida; Euplotidae. The record is from the annotation of a GenBank genome assembly.
GGAAUAAAUGGGCGUAAUGGCUUCCUUAGACGUCAUUCCAAGUGACUAUAGCAUUAAGUAUGUUCAUUCUCUGAUUCCUUCUAAUAUUGCAGGCUUGGGCCAGCAGUUUAAGAGUAAUAAGGCAAGGACUAUUAGAGUGAAGAUCGCUAAGAAUAUUGUGGAGGAUAUUCAUUGACCAGAUGCUGAUUUGACAGUCGGGUGGCUGCUUAGUGAGGUUACUAGGAGGUAUGAUCAGCAUUUUGAGGCUGAGAUAGGGGAAAAUAAUUUAUACAAAAAGAAGCUAUUAAUUGGUUUGAAAACAAUAGAAGGACUGCCUGCCCUUGAUUACUACUUAAACUUCCUGGAUAACUGACUGAGGCCGCUCAAGAAUGGGACGACUCUAGCAGUGCACUACUCCAAGUUGAGGGAAGGAGAUGACUUUGAAAAUAAUGGGUAUCGAAACCCCAUUGGAAAAGAGGACUUCCACUUCCUUAAAGUCAUUGGAUGAGGUGGAUAUGCAAAUGUAGUGCUUGCAAGGAAGAAAGAUAGUGGAAGACUUUACGCAAUUAAAAUAAUCAAAUAAAGAUCAUCUUUAUGUGUCCACAAGGAAGAGUGUUUAUACAUCUGAAGCGGAAAUAUUAAAGAGGCUUAGUGGUUCUCAAUUUAUAGUGGGGUUGAACUACACUUUCCAGACUGAGACAGAGAUUUAUUUUGUCAUGGAGCCUUGAAUUGGAGGAACACUCUUUCAUCUUUUAACUCAUUUUCCAAAAGGAACCCUGAACUCUCAAGCUAUCAAGUUUUAUAUGGCAGAAGUAGUAAUUGCUUUAGAAAAGAUGCAUGAGAAAAAUAUUAUAUAUCGAGACUUAAAACCAGAGAAUAUUCUCAUUGACAUUGAUGGGCACAUUAAGCUCGCAGAUUUUGGGCUCUCUAAACAGUUGCAAGAUUUAGAUGAAUUAAAUACUACCUUUUGAGGAUCGCCUGAAUACUUACCUCCAGAGAUGAUCUGAGGGUACAUGCAUUCAGUUUCUGUAGAUUUCUACACUCUUGGGUGUCUCUUAUACGAAAUGAGUGUUGGAUUUCCACCUUUUCACUCAUCUAACAAGAGAGACUUAGAAAGACGGAUUGUGAAUGCGACACCUAGAUUCCCGAAUGAAAUGGAUUCUGAGACUGUUGAAUUAAUCACUUGGUUACUCUCCAAGCAUCCAGCUGACAGACCUGAGUACAUCAAUGACAUAAAAACGCACAGAUACUUCGACGAGAUUGACUGGGACAGGAUUGAAGACAAGAAGGCGAUUCCACCAUGGAUUCCUGAUUUGAAUAAAUGGCAUGCACCUAAAAGUUUCACCAGCAUUCCUAUUAGCAGAGUUUUUUUAAAGCUGAACAAAGGCAAAGCUUUUAAAAGUGCAAGUUCCAAUCCUAAAGAUAAGAAUAACAAAGAAUUUAAGAAGAGUAUUUAUGCUCAUGAACAAAAGUCCAAUAUGAUUCAUCGGGAUCAAGAAAAGUACCCUGAUGCCAAAGACGACCUCUACUUAGCAGGCUUUGAUCAUGAAAUUGAGUCCAAAGAGGAGAAAUCAAUCCGAACACAGAUCCAAUUCUUCCUUGAGACUAAGGGCUUCAGGAAGAAAUCAGUGGUUGAAAAGACCGAGAAAACUAAAUGAUCAGAGAAUUUUAAGGAGGCUAGAAAGGAAGAUGACGAUAGUAGUGACGGAGAAGUCUCUUUAUCAUCAAUCUCAGAUGAAAGGAAUUCGAUAACCAAAUAUCUCUACGAUCCCAGUAUUAUGAAACAUAUUAAGACUUAUUUAGGAGGAGGUCAAGUCCACCCAGCUAUUGAUAAGUCCAAGAAGUUUAGUGUUGACUUGAGUAAAAUAGAGAAUGACUCAUUUCCUCAGGAGCAGAAUUAGAACAACCUAUUAUAAAUAACGAUGGCCUAGCCUUCGUGUAUUAUCC